AUGACAUCGCAAGAACCUCCUCCGCAUCUAGCCAGCCUCGACCUAGUGAUCAGAAAAUUUAUUCCAAAAGAGCUGAUCCCCAAGCAACCUAUGGAAUGGCAGUGCGAUCGAGACGAGCAGAUGGCGAACUUCACAACUCUUAUGGACGCAGGAUUCACCGCACUUGGCAUGUUCGAAUCCGCCCAAGAUGUUUGGAAACAUGUUGCUCACUAUAUCAACUUCCCAAAUUCCGCCAAGUAUUUCAACCGUGAACUGACGCUCCAAGAUUCGCCACGCCCGAUUAUUCACAAAAGCUUGAAGAAGGAUGAUUGCAUAUAUCGACACGAUCUACCCAAGAUCUUUGAAUUUCGGGAAAGAAAACCGUUCGGAGUAGACAAGAAACUGGCAGAUAUGGCCGAGGCGAUUCUAAAAAACUGCUGGAAGAAACUCAUCGGUGAAAGCCAUCACGAAAUGAUCAAGUGUCCGCAAAAACCGAACAGUGAAGCACUAUCCGCCGAAUGCUCUCCAUUUCAACUCCCUUUCGACAAAAGUAUUUCGAGAGAAGAGUUUGAUGAAUUCAUGAAUGAAUGGAAGACACAAUCGAAGAAAAAGAUAAAUGUGAUGAUCGACUUCAUUGUGCAGUCCAUGGCGUUGUAUCACAAAAGAUUUCCAGAACUGGAGACUUCCUAUGAAGACCAAGCGAACGUUAUUUCAUGGGUUGGAUUUGUCAUGGAGAAAACUGCGGAGUUCGCCAAAUCGGGAGAUAUUGUCUUGCCGCCACUUCAUUCACCAGCUUCUAAGCCGAAAGCACUCAUCCGACUGUUCUCACUUGGCAAAAAUCAAUUCGUGAUGGCUCAUGAAUUGCUCGACACUAUAAAGAAACAUGAUAUGGAUGUGCGUAAACUCGAGAAGGAAGUUCUGGAUAUGCCCGAAUUAUCGACAUUCUCAUACAAUGAAGUACUCCAGAAAGUCGGUAAAAGUGCUUGUGAAAAGACAUUGGAUUUUGUGGAGAUGAAAAUAGAAAGUUUGAUGUUCGUCCGGACCCCCAUACCUACUCCGAAGGAAGGCUUCUGUGUCCUUGCAGUAGAUGCUCUCUACGAACUUCUGAUGAAUAUGAUUGUCGCGAAGAAGGUGUUUCGAGAUAUUGUGGACAACGAUUGGCUCACUAUCGAGAAGUUUUUAAUGGCAAUGAUGUUGCACUUCGAUACGAGCAGAUACUUCAUGGAUUCAAAAGUCCGUGACGCCAUCAUGACAUUGUGGGAGUCUGUCUACAGAAAAACAACGAAGCGAACCCCAGUGAACAUUGAAUGGAAUUCAACGAAACUUGAUUUGGAGAAGUUGAAAGAGACGAUCAACAAGUUGAAAAUUGGCUUCAUCUCCGAAUCCUUGAAAGUAGAUGCAUCAGAUACUAUCUUUUUGAGACACGCAAAGAGUAAUCGUUUUAAACGAAGUGACCUGUAUAUAGGUGUUGCACAUUUCCAACUGAACGGUCUCGUUAUGAAAUUGCUCAAGCUUUAUGAGUUUAUUCACAGUCAGGAGGCAUGCUUUUCGUUUGGAGUCCAAUGUAUCCGUUGCGUUGAGAAGAAGAAUGGGGAUGAGAUGCCAGAGGAGACAGGAAACGAGAAGAAGCAGAAGAGUAAAGGAAAGACGAACAGGAAGUGA
Caenorhabditis remanei is the source of this 1641-nucleotide messenger RNA. RefSeq lists its product as uncharacterized. Gene Ontology annotation, biological process: innate immune response. The record is from RefSeq and is a predicted model, not a curated record. Gene Ontology annotation, cellular component: membrane raft. The transcript has 2 exons. Bases 1 to 1641 code for a protein of 546 amino acids. NCBI's taxonomy places the organism in Eukaryota, Metazoa, Nematoda, Chromadorea, Rhabditida, Rhabditidae.